Messenger RNA from Tripterygium wilfordii, 1527 nucleotides. RefSeq lists its product as uncharacterized. The coding region runs from base 1 to 1527 and encodes 508 amino acids. NCBI's taxonomy places the organism in Eukaryota, Viridiplantae, Streptophyta, Magnoliopsida, Celastrales, Celastraceae. The transcript has 4 exons. The record is from RefSeq and is a predicted model, not a curated record.
AUGGAUUCUGCAAACUUGACAACUUGUAAGCUUAUUGUUAAGCUUCGUGUCUGUGAUAAAGUUCCCGGGCAAGCGAGCAGUUUUCCUAAAUCAGCUGCCAUUUGGGUUUCUUCUCAUCUCUGGAUGGAUAUUCUUGAGCAUCGUAACUGGAUGUAUAAUAGGCUUCUUCCAGGCCGAAAGGGAAUUACAGAUAACUUUUUACUUGGGGUGGAGGAGUUUAUUUCUUUUGCAUGUCAACAUCCGAUAUUUUUAAGUGAGGGGAAAUUAAGGUGUCCAUGUUCAAAACACAAAAAUCAGAGGUACUUAACUCCUGAUGAGGUGAAGGUUGAUCUUUAUAGAAAAGGGUUCACACCUAAUUAUUGGUAUUGGACUUCACAUGGAGAGGAAGAGCCUCAAAUAGAUGUUGAGAUUGACAGAUCUUUACCAGGUUCAAGUAGUGUGCACAUUAGUGAUGAUCAACAAAUGAAUAGAUAUCAGACAAUGAUUUUCGAUGCUGUAGGCCCUGAUUUUACCACUGAAUAUGAACAAAAUGUUGAGGAAGCUCCAAAUAUGGAUGCUCAAAAAUUUUAUGAUAUGUUGCAUGCAUGCCAAAAACAAUUAUGGCCUGGAUCUAAACACUCUGAGUUGUCAGUCGCUGUUAGGAUGUUGAGUAUUAAAUCUGAUUAUAAUAUGUCACAACGAUGUUUUGAUGAAGUUUUACAACUCAUGAAAGAGACAAAUCCUCUUGACAAUUGCAUACCUUCUAAUUUUUACCAAGCAAAGAAAUUAGUCUCCAAACUUGGACUUAUCUCCCAAAAAAUAGAUUGUUGUGUUAAUGGUUGUUUAUUAUAUUUUAAGGAUAAUAUAAAUUUGAGGGAAUGCAAGUUUUGUGGUUCUCCUCGAUAUAAGCCAAGUAGGAGUUGUAAGAAAAAGUUGAAAGAUGUCCCUUUUAAAAGGCUGCAUUAUUUGCCGCUCAUUCCUAGACUUAAGAGGCUAUACGCCUCAAUGAGUUCUGCAAGUCACAUGAGAUGGCACUAUGAAAAAAGGCGGGAUGAAGGUGUUUUGUGUCACCCAUCAGAUGGAGAACAUUGGAAACAUUUUGAUCAAACUUACCCUGAUUUUGCUAUUGAGCCAAGAAAUGUUAGACUUGGUUUAUGUUCUGAUGGUUUUACUCCGUAUAGUCAAUCAUCUUCACCUUACUCGUGCUGGCCAAUAAUUAUUACUCCAUACAAUCUUCCUCCUGAGAUGUGUAUGACAACUCCGUACAUGUUUUUAACCUGUAUUAUUCCUGGCCCGCAUAACCCCAAGAGUAAGAUAGAUGUGUAUUUGCAGCCUUUGAUAGAUGAGCUAAAGUUGUUAUGGGACGAGGGUGUCUUAACGUAUGAUAUUUCAAGAAAGCAAAACUUCAAAAUGAGGGCAGCUUUAAUGUGGACAAUCAAUGAUUUUCCUGCAUAUGGAAUGUUGUCAGGGUGGAGCACAGCUGGAAAAUUAGCAUGCCCUUAUUGUAUGAAUCGAUCAAAGGCUUUUACUUUGAAACACGGGGGUUAA